AUGGAAGACACCGAGUUUACCCUGCGCUGCAGCUUCAUGGAGGUUUACAGGGAGAAGAUGAAAGAUCUUCUGCGACCAAAUUUUGAGGCUCUGCGAGUCAAGGAGGUGCCUCAGCGUGGGCUCUUUGUGGAUGGUCUUUCCCGGGAGUAUGUCACCUGCGCAGCAGAUGUCAUGGCAGUGAUCCGUGCAGGACUGCGUACACGAGUCGUUGGGAAGACUCGCUGCAACCUGUACUCUUCACGGUCCCAUGUGAUCUUUGUGCUUCAUGUUGAACAAUCCUCACCCCAGGGCGAUGAAAAGCUUGGUAAGCUGACCCUGGUCGAUCUGGCUGGGAGUGAGAAAGUCUCCAAAAGUGACUGUGCUGGAGAGACCUUCGAGGAGGCGAAGAAGAUCAAUUGGUCUUUGAGUGCUUUGGGCAAAGUCAUCGACGCAUUGGCUGAGCAAAGACCUCACGUGCCAUACAGAGACUCCCAGCUGACACGAGUUCUGCAGGAGGCCUUAGGUGGAAAUUGCCGAACGACUUUGCUGGUGGCAGCUUCUGGCUGUGCUCAGCAUGCUGACGAAACCUUAUCUUCCUUACGUUUUGCGACCAGAGCAAAGAGUGUUCGAAAUGUAGCGAAGGUGAAUUACACUUACUCGCCGGAACAGCUGUUGCUCUUGGUCGCGAAACUACAAAAGCAGCUUGUAGGUGCACACGAGCACAUUGUGGAGUUGAGCCAAGUUCCACGGCUUCUCCAGGAGUCCCCCAGGCAUGAUAUGCCCGAGCGGACACGAGCGAGCAGCUCCAGACUCUCUCGGAGGUCAGCAUCGUCCAAAUUUGAUGCAGUGUCUGAAGAGGCCUCAGCAAGUUCUAGCACCAGGCCUGCAGCCGAUUUCUCAGAAAGCACUGAGGCUCCGAUGGAGGACGAGGAUGACGACAUGGAGGGUGUGGGACUCCUGUGGUAUGAUGAUGCCUUCAAGCCGUUUGCGACGGCCGCGCAGGAUGCCAUUUCAUCUUUUGAGGCUGGUGAAAUCCACUGGUCGACAUCGACUAAUCCAAGUGGAUGGCAGGCCACUCUUCUGGCACAAGAGAAGUCCCUUGCAGAGGCUGGGGAUCCAGAUGGAUCCCGAUGGCUUUGGACGCAUGUGAAGUAG
Cladocopium goreaui is the source of this 1134-nucleotide messenger RNA. The record is from the annotation of a GenBank genome assembly. Lineage: Eukaryota; Dinophyceae; Suessiales; Symbiodiniaceae.